CUGCAACGAGUCGACACAACACCUCGCGCAAUGUCAAAUCAUGUGACGAGCGGAACGAGUCGGAAAUGGCAUCACAACAUCACAAUCGAUCUCUUUGCGCGCGUGUUGAGCAACAGCAUCUUCCACCCAUUCGUCGCGUGGCUCAUCCCGCUAUGUCUUCGAUCGCUCCAAGCUCCGUACGAAAGUGUUGAGUUCAUCACAGCAUGUGCUUACGCAGGACUGGUCACGCUCUUGUGGAUGCUGUCGGUCAUCAACAAGCGCGUCGCAUACGGUAUUCGAAGAACAGUCGACUGGGACCAUGAAGUGGUCGUCAUUACUGGAGGUGCAAAUGGUCUUGGCAAGAUCAUUGCUCAGACGUACGGAAUGAGGGGAGCAAGCGUGGCCAUCCUCGACAUUGCCGAGCCAGACAAGGACAUCGAGGAUCUUGGAGACGUACACUUCUACAAAUGCGACAUUGGCGAUGCGAAUGCAGUUGCCAAGAUUGGCGAGGCUAUCAAGCGAGAACUCGGAGCGCCCACCAUUUUGAUCAACAACGCCGGCAUCGUCAGUAGGAAGAAAACAUGGGAACUGACGACCGGAGACGUGCAACGCACAAUGAGCGUCAAUCUCAUCUCGCACUUCAACACAAUUCGCACUUUCUUGCCAGGCAUGCUGGAGUCUGAAGUUGGCGGCACAAUCGUUACUGUGGCGUCAGUACUUGGCAAGUUGGGCGGUAGCCAUCUGUCUGACUACACUGCUUCGAAAGCUGGACUCAUUGCGAUGCACAAUUCCCUCCGAGGCGAGCUGACCUCGUCAGAUGCACCUGAGGGCGCGGAGGACAUUCGAAUGAUACUGGUCACACCUGGACAGCUAGCUACGCGACUUUUCGCGGACCUCGACACGCCCUCGCAUUUCCUUGGCCCUGUCGUGGAGCCAGUGGAACUGGCAAAUGAGAUCGUACAGAAGAUUGAUUCUGGUGAAAGCGGAGAGAUCAGCUUGCCAUUCUACACACGCUGGGUUGAGUGGAUCUUUGUCCUUCCCGCUGGCCUUCAGAGGAUCUUACGGAUCUUGAGUGGCAUCGACCAAGCGAUGGGAUUGGCAAAUGCCAAGACUGCGAAGAGGGAAUGAUACUGC
Molecule: messenger RNA, 1113 nt
Organism: Cercospora beticola
Lineage: Eukaryota; Fungi; Ascomycota; Dothideomycetes; Mycosphaerellales; Mycosphaerellaceae
Molecular function (GO): oxidoreductase activity, acting on the CH-OH group of donors, NAD or NADP as acceptor
Source: RefSeq, a predicted model, not a curated record